Molecule: messenger RNA, 591 nt
Organism: Alternaria arborescens
Lineage: Eukaryota; Fungi; Ascomycota; Dothideomycetes; Pleosporales; Pleosporaceae
Exons: 2
Coding region: 1-591 (196 amino acids)
Source: RefSeq, a predicted model, not a curated record
AUGAUCGGUUUGACACAGCGCAGCGCGCAACCACGGAUCUCAGCUCAGCAAGUCGCCGCUGCCUCUCGGCACAUGUCGACCACGCCACGUGUGGCGGUGCUCUACCAGGAACCCGAGCCACCAUUGAUCAACGGAGUGCGCAAGCCCAAGAAGCCUGGAGGAUACAGAGAUUCUGAAGCGGACAUUGUAUACGUGCUAAAACACCAGUGCGCGAUAGAUGUCAUCAUCCCAGUUUCCGCUCCCGAUCCUGAAAGAGAUGCAGACUGGUGUUUUGGAGAUUCAGAACGUGGGAUGGCGGACGCGAUUGAGAAGGGAGCAACACAUUUCUGGGCGAACACCAUACUAUUCGCGAAUCAUCCACUGCAAACGUCGCCCAGUCUGACAAGUGUGGCUAAGACAUUGAGGGUUGUUGGUCAGCCACCCAAACUGGUCGAAUUCUACGAUGACAAGUCUUUCGUCAACAAUCUUCUCCGUGCUCGCGGCGGCUUUACGCUACCGAGCGCACACGAUGUUCACGACGAGCAAGCUCUUGUGGAUAUUCUUCAUGUUGAUCUAAAAUAUCCUGUGGUCGCAAAGCCUGUCCGGGGUUGA